AUCAGAUGCAAUCUAGAAUUUUAAGCCAUUGUACUGAAAAAAGCAAAGCUGGAAUUUGUAGAAGAAAAAUCAACAUGAAUCUAACCACAACUGCGGUUUUUACAUUGAUGUUGGCAUCAUGCUGCCUUUGUGAUUUACAAGUUAACAGAAAACGACAGCCAGGCUGUGGGUGUACAACUCGGAUUUGUAUGUAUAACUGCGUGAGUGGCAAGAGAACUAUGGAUAUGCAAGAAUUAUACGAAAAGAAAAAUGCAUUACCGUUCUUGCGGGAAUUCAGCAACGAGCAGGACGAAUCCGGCCCAUUUAAAAAUCGAUUUUAUCAAUAUUUAACAGCGAAGCGAGGAAAUGCAUACAGCGAGGUAGGUGUAAAAAGCGACUACUGACUUCAGUUAUGUUGGGCAAAUGCUGUAGCUGAACAGCAACCGUUAGAGAUGGUCAUAUAAACGAUACAAAGUUAUACUGGAAAAUAUUGCUGUUUACCGUUUACCGUUGUACUGAAAAGUAGUACUGUUUACCGUAGCUUAUACUAGAAAUAUUAAUAUAACGCAUAUCACAAAGGUCUCGUACGCGCUAGAAGUAGUACUACGUAUAGCUUAAUAUAAAAAUAUAGUACUGUACUGGUAGACUGUAGUUUGUUAAAAAAAAAAAAAAAAACGUUAUUAGAAGGCGAUAUGGGCCAAAAUGGUUGUGUUGACCUAGCCCGACCGGCCAAAACAUUGAUUCCGAAAGAGCAUUUAUGUUGAAGAAGACAAAUUUUCAUUAAAUCAACAAAUGGGAUACAGUACAUUAAACAUAGAUCUUAGCCCAGGUGUUAGAAUUUACCAAAUAAAAUUCACCUGUUUCUUUAAAUAAAAAAUCCCGACAGACCUACUCUCAUAUAAAUACUUUGGAUUAAAAGUCCAUCCGCUAUUGAAUAAUAUUGUAAUUUAUCAUGUAUUCGGUUUUGUUUUAUGUUUUGUUUUGUUUUAUUAGUUUGAAGAUAACUAAAUUGCUAAUAUAAAAGUACUUGUGUACAAAUUAACGUUAUGCUGUAAUAUUUUUGGUCACUUGUAGACUAAAAUGUAUUAUGUACUUAACCUGAUCAGUCUACUAUUACCACUACUACUACUAAUACUACCACCACUUAUUAUCAUCAUCAUUAUCAUCAUCUUCUUCUUCAUUAUGCUAGCGUUUAAACACACAUGUUUUUGUUUUUUUUAAUUAUCAAAAGGGGUAUUCAUGUGAUUUAAACUCUUAAUACGGUAGUCAUAAACAUUGGGAAAGCGAAAUGAUAACAGAUGCAACACAAUGUGUCAUAAACACUUAAGAAAAUGAAAAUGUGACAUUAAAGCCGUAUAUAUUCAAAUAAACUCCCCUGGCCUUUAAUGUGGAGAAGGGCUUUUUGUUCAUUAUGCUCAUAAUCAUCAUCAUGAUCAUCAUAUUGGUAUUAUCAUUGUAUUAUUAACAAUACUAUUUUAGUAAUCUGCUCGUAAAUUGUUCAAGUCUAUAAAAAUUCCAAUAGUAACUUUACCUCUAAUAAUAAUAGGCCUACUUGUAUUUUCAACCGCCAUUAAGUUAAAAUUAAAAACACAUUAAAAAAAUUGAUUGGAUGUUUUGUCAAGAAGGGGAAAAUUAGGAUGGUAGAUUGUAGUAUCUUUAUUACCAGAAUGGAGGAAAGAUGAUUGUUUUUUAUUGCAUUAUAAGCCUAUUGGUAUAAUUAACUGUAUUGAUUAUUUUACUAAAUUUACCACACAGCAUCAUCAUUUCUGUUUGUUGUAUUUCUUUAAGUAUCACAGUGCAUUUACUUAAAAAUACACCCUGAUUGUAUCUAUUUAAGUAACUGCAACCUAAUACUAUAUAAUUAAUAGGCUGUAAAUGUACUAUAUGAUACUUAAGUAAGUACAACCCAAUAAAUCAUUGUUUUGUAUUAAUUAUCAUAUAAUACAUCUAAUAAUAACAGAACCUAAUACAUCAAAUUAAUAUAUACGGUAUAUAUAUAAAUUUAGGAAAAACUCCGAAUGCCUUGCAAUUAUGUUAAAAAUUAAAAUCCAAUUCGGCUUUGUUCAAACGAAGAGUAAUCUUUUCAUAUUUUCUUAAUAAAGAAACUGGUAAUCUUUUUGAACUGAAAUCCUUGAUACUACAGUAUCUCAGUUGGCGUAACAGUUUUCUUAAAGUAUUGUUAUAACAUACUCUCAGUGUGUUCAUAGAUGAAAAUCUAUACAUAGACCAAAGCGUAGAACAAUAAAAACUCAUACAGAAAGAACGAAAUAAUAUA
Messenger RNA from Anneissia japonica, 2254 nucleotides. RefSeq lists its product as uncharacterized. Bases 6 to 383 code for a protein of 125 amino acids. The transcript has 5 exons. Lineage: Eukaryota; Metazoa; Echinodermata; Crinoidea; Comatulida; Comatulidae. The record is from RefSeq and is a predicted model, not a curated record.